AUGGAGUCAUCGAUCGACCGGCGAGCAUCCCCUGACGGCAUCUCGUCACUGUACCCGUCGAUUCCAGGGCGAUACGAGCUCGCCGAGCACCCAGCGACGUCAGCCCGCCAGUCCAACCAUCAUCGCAGCUACAAUGGCAGUGAUUCCAGCCAAGCAUCGAACAAGUCGCAAGAAGCGUGCGAACAGGCAUACCCUCUCCGACGGUAUACAACCCGCGCGGUCGUCCUCGUCACGGUGCCUCCGCUCCUCACCGCAUACUUCAUCCUCAUCAAUUGGGUGUACAUGGUUCCGGACCCCGACAUGAGCAAGUACGGACACCGGAACGGGGAGCUAGUCUUCUACUCGUGGUGGAUUCUGGGCGUCUUCGGGCUGGGACUGUCCAAGUAUGGACUGGCCGGGGUGGAGGCAGCCAUGCUGCACGACCGCUUCUGGCACGCGGACAACACCACGUCGCUGAUGAUGCACAGCGAGCACUCGUGGUCGGGGUUCGGCGGGUGGAUUCGAUGCUUAAACAUUCUAAUUCGGCGACGGAAGAUCCCCGCGCAGCGGUUAUGGUGGCUGCUGAGCCUGAUCACUCUCGCAGUCACGAUCGCACUGCCGUUAUCUGGGCUCAGCAUGGAGCUGUUUGACGGGUAUGUCCAGCUAUCAGCACACCCUCUCAUGAUGGGAUACUUUCCGGAGAGUUACAACAAUCGGACGGAGCAUCAGCCCACGGACCGGGGCUUCGUUGUAUGGCAGUCUGGCGCGGGCGUCAAUCUCCCUGGUGUCGGAAUUGCCUACACUGCGCCGGGGGUGGAUCGCAGUGAAUAUGGAUAUCUGGAGGAAUAUCCCAACUCCAUGUCCGUCGAGCAGGAAGUUCCGGAUCUGUUUCUUACUCCCCAGGCUGAGUCCCCGGUUAGUGGAAUUAUCUGGGGGCUUCGACUGUCGUACAACUGCUCGAUCGUGCACAAUGCGUCAGAGUUGACUAUUCUGCCGCGGAAGGGUCAAUUUCAUGCUGUCAACAGUGAUGCCGCCUCUACCAGGUUAGAGUCCGGUUUGGUUCCGGGCAAGACAGAAUGGAUCGACGUGUACAACACCACCAUGAAGAACCUUCUCGCGUACGUUGAAUUCGGCAACGGCGGUAACACAACCAGAGACAAUUACUUGGACGUGGAACGGUUCGCAGGGGACGGCACGAUCUCCGACCCCGAGAUCCUCGAGAUCGUCGUCUGGCAGAUGCUAGUCCAGGAGCCCUCGAUGCGAUCAGUUCCUCUCAAAAUAUUCAACCGCGAAAUCGCUCACCCCGUGGCCGGGCUAGGCAGUCCAAUCACCGAGAACCACCACGCAAACGAAUCAUUCCUUGCCAUCGAGCCCAAGGAGAGGACCAGCCCCCUCAACCGCCAUCUCGACCUAUCCAAAAUCAUCGAAGUCGCCUCACCCAUCGGCGUACGAUGCCAAUCCGCAUCCACACUAGGCAGCGCACGAGUCGACCCCAGCGACUCGUCCUUCCACAACUUCACCCGCAUCCCACCGGUCCCCGGAGACUACAGCGAAGGCAACGUGCGCCUCCGCACCGAGCCCUUCGGAUACGGGCCUGUCGACUUCCUCCGUCCAAUGAACGACCACCCCAACGUCUUCCACAACCUGCUGCAGUCCGUCAACUCGUACCCGCAGAAAGUGCUCAGGAACGCCAGUUUCUACGACCAGUAUUUCCAGUCCGAGCAGCUGCUGAGCUCCGCGAUGCGGGCUUACGCGGUGGACGCGCUGCAGGUUAUGUACGAUGGGAUAUACACGUUUAAUAAUACGCGCUUGGGCGAGAACCUGACUGCGUCGCGGCCGGGGAAGGUCCUUGGGCCUGGUGAUUUGCCGCCGCAUGCUCCGGCUGUUUUGUUUGGCGUUUGGGCGACGGGAUGUGUUCUGCUUGGUUUGUGGUAUGGGUUUCGGUUGCGGUGGGCUGAGACGCUGAAUGGGUAUAGUUUUUUGCGGUUUGAACCGUCACUUCCGCGGUGA
Molecule: messenger RNA, 1989 nt
Organism: Aspergillus campestris IBT 28561
Lineage: Eukaryota; Fungi; Ascomycota; Eurotiomycetes; Eurotiales; Aspergillaceae
Exons: 1
Coding region: 1-1989 (662 amino acids)
Source: RefSeq, a predicted model, not a curated record